AUGACAGCACAUCAAAAUGGCACCAUCUUCAUUGAGGUUUCAGACUUCCUCCUGAAUUGUUUUGUCAGGUCCCCCGGCUGGCAGCUCUGGUUGUCCCUGCCACUCAGCCUCCUCCUCCUCCUGGCCAUGGGGGCCAAUGGGAUUCUCUUGAUCACCAUUCGGCUGGAAGUCUCUCUGCAUGAGCCCAUGUACUACCUGCUCAGCCUCCUUUCCCUGCUGGACAUUGUGCUCUGCCUUGCUGUCAUCCCCAAGAUCCUGGCCAUCUUCUGGUUUGACCUCAAGUCCAUCAGCUUCUAUGCCUGCUUCCUUCAGAUGUACAUCAUGAAUUGCUUCUUUGGCAUGGAGUCCUGCACAUUCAUGGUCAUGGCCUAUGACCGCUAUGUGGCCAUCUGCCACCCACUGAGGUACUCAUCCAUCAUCACUGACCAUUUUGUAGUCAAAGCUGCCAUUUUUAUUUUGGCCAGAAAUUCACUUCUUACUAUGUUCAUUCCCAUCCUCUCUGCCCGGCUCCAUUAUUGUGGAAGUAAUGUAAUUGAAAACUGUAUGUGUGCCAAUCUCUCUGUGUCCAAGCUCUCCUGUGAUAAUAUUGCCCUUAAUAGAAUUUACCAUUUAAUUGUGGCCUGGACUCUUCUGGGCUCUGACCUCAUCCUUAUCUUCUUCUCCUAUACCCUCAUCCUACGAGCUGUUUUUAGACUCAAGACAAAAGGGGCAGCUGCCAAAGCUCUGAGCACCUGUGGCUCUCACUUCAUUCUCAUCCUCUUCUUCAGCACCAUCCUGCUGGUGUUUGUUUUUACUCACAUUGCCAAGAAAAAAAUUUCCCCAGAUAUUCCUGUCUUACUUAAUGUGUUACACCAUGUAAUUCCUGCAGCCCUCAACCCCAUUGUCUAUGGGGUACGGACCCAGGAGAUUAAAGAGGGAAUUAGGAAAUUACUGAGGAGGGCAAGAGAGAACAGAAAAUAA
This is a messenger RNA of Suricata suricatta (meerkat), 960 nucleotides long. Its product is annotated as olfactory receptor 56A3-like. Gene Ontology annotation, biological process: G protein-coupled receptor signaling pathway. The coding region runs from base 1 to 960 and encodes 319 amino acids. Lineage: Eukaryota; Metazoa; Chordata; Mammalia; Carnivora; Herpestidae. The transcript has a single exon. Gene Ontology annotation, cellular component: membrane. The record is from RefSeq and is a predicted model, not a curated record. Gene Ontology annotation, molecular function: olfactory receptor activity; G protein-coupled receptor activity.